Messenger RNA from Syzygium oleosum, 998 nucleotides. RefSeq lists its product as uncharacterized. Gene Ontology annotation, biological process: root development; shoot system development. The transcript has a single exon. Bases 117 to 998 code for a protein of 293 amino acids. The record is from RefSeq and is a predicted model, not a curated record. NCBI's taxonomy places the organism in Eukaryota, Viridiplantae, Streptophyta, Magnoliopsida, Myrtales, Myrtaceae.
UCAAUUCAAAAUCAUUUUACGGACUCAUUGAUUCUAGGAACUUUGAUUCCAUUUGCCUCCCCUUCUCUCCUUUACAUAUAUGUAGAGUCUUGCCAUGGCCAAGAUAAGGCAACCGGAUGCAAUUGCCUCUGAAACAUUUCAGUAACAAGACCACCUCUCAGACAAUGGCUUCACCACACCCGAAAUCCCACUUUCACGCUCGCACGGUGAGCUUGCCUUCGAAGCCAAACCCACUCAUUCCUCAAGCGGAGGAGCACUUGAGGAGGAUCAGGAGCUCGGAAGCCAUCACAUGUUCAUUUUCAUCGGUGAGCGACACGAUAAGCAGUGUUGUGGACUUCUACGACUCUGUCGAAGACUUGCUUCUCUUUCCAAAUACCCGACAUGCCUUGGUUCAAGAGGGCUGCGAUGAGGUGCUCGAGAGAUCCCUCAGUCUCCUGGACUUAUGCAGUACUGGCAAAGAUGUCAUAGCACAGAUGAAGGAAAACAUCCAGGAGCUACAAUCCAUGUUGCGUAGGAGACGGGGUGAUGACCUGGCACUGAGAAACAAGGUCGAGGCAUACUUGACCUCAAGGAAGAAAGCAAAGAAGACAAUUCAAAACUGCUUGAAAAAUCGGAAGAUCAAAUCGACCUUUUCUUCUGCGGAUCGAAGCAUUAUGACAACAGUUUCCAUGUUAAGAGAAGUGGAGGAAGUCACUCUCAGGUCAAUUGAAUCACUGUUGACAUUGGUACAUGGAAAGUCGAGAAGCUGCUCUUUCUUCUACAAGUUGAUGCAUUCCAAGCGAGUGGCAGCUGAUGAGAGAGCAUCUAACAGCGAGCUAGAGGAGGUGGAUUUGGCUGUUCACACCCUCCUAAGCCACAAGAAUGGAAAGCCAAUCCACAUGGAAUGCGUGCAGAAAAUAUUGGGAGAGAUAGAGUCCAGCAUUCAGGACCUCGAAGAAGAAGUCGAGCGCCUGAUCAGGCGCUUGAUCAAUCCUCAACCACUAGCUGGCAAUUCAUGA